Etheostoma spectabile (orangethroat darter) is the source of this 3536-nucleotide messenger RNA. RefSeq names its product voltage-dependent L-type calcium channel subunit beta-4-like. Gene Ontology annotation, molecular function: voltage-gated calcium channel activity; protein binding. Gene Ontology annotation, cellular component: voltage-gated calcium channel complex. Gene Ontology annotation, biological process: calcium ion transmembrane transport. NCBI's taxonomy places the organism in Eukaryota, Metazoa, Chordata, Actinopteri, Perciformes, Percidae. The record is from RefSeq and is a predicted model, not a curated record.
CACGGGCUGCAUCUAUUCUGUGUGGACCUACUACAGAGUGGGACACAUCUUUUUCUCUUCUGUUGUCGUGAAGCGGAACCGGAGCAGAGCUGGAGCCCGCGGUCCACUGCCCGCUGCCCGAGCAGCAGUUCCAGUGGAGCGGCUCGGAGAGGCAGCCUCCGCCUUGGACCGAUGAACUGGCUGAGAUGUCCCGGCACAUCUACACCCGACACGGGAUAGGAGAAGGGAUGCAGAAGCCCGUGUUUCAGGCUAACAGAGGGACGUACUCCAGACGCAGCCGGCUGAAAAGGUCCGACGGCAGCACCACCUCCACCAGCUUCAUCCUCAGACAGGGCUCAGCUGAUUCCUACACAAGCCGACCGUCUGACUCGGAUGUGUCCCUGGAGGAGGAGAAGGAGGGCGGCCGGCAGGAGAGGGAGCAGCAGGCCACUGUCCAGCUCGAGAGGGCAAAGUUUAAAGCAGUGGGCAUUUGCGUGGGCCCAAAAGGCAGCUACUGGGGUUGCUCUGGUGAGGAUUUUCCGGGGCCGGCAUUUGCCGUCCCUUUGAUGCCAAGGACUUCCUCCAUAUCAAAGAGAAGUAAAAACCCCAAUGACUGGUGGAUCGGCCGUCUGGUGAAAGAAGGCUGCGACAUUGGUUUCAUCCCGAGCCCUCUGAAGCUGGAAACACCCAAAUUUCCGCAGGAACAGAAGAGAGGCCCUUUCCAUAGCAGUAAGUCCAGUGGGAAUUCCUCCUCAAGUCUGGGGGAAAUGGUGUCGGGUACAUUCAAGCCAAACCCCAACUCUGCAGGAAAACAGAAACAGAAAGUGGCUGAGCACAUCCCUCCAUAUGACGUGGUUCCCUCCAUGAGGCCGGUUGUCCUGGUGGGACCGUCCCUGAAAGGUUACGAGGUGACAGAUAUGAUGCAGAAGGCUCUGUUUGACUUCCUGAAGCACAGGUUUGACGGGAGAAUAUCCAUCACAAGGGUAACCGCUGACAUAUCAUUGGCCAAGAGGUCAGUACUAAACAACCCCAGUAAGAGGGCCAUCAUUGAAAGAUCCAACACCCGCUCCAGCCUGGCGGAAGUUCAGAGUGAAAUAGAACGGAUCUUUGAGCUGGCCAGGUCUCUACAGCUGGUAGUGUUGGAUGCAGACACAAUUAACCAUCCAGCACAGCUCAUCAAGACCUCAUUAGCACCCAUUAUUGUUCACGUUAAAGUGUCCUCACCUAAGGUCCUCCAGCGGCUGAUCAAAUCAAGAGGGAAAUCUCAAAGCAAACACUUGAAUGUGCAGCUUGUUGCAGCGGAAAAACUAGCACAGUGUCCUUCUGAGAUGUUUGAUAUCAUUCUGGAUGAGAACCAGCUGGAAGAUGCGUGUGAACACCUGGCAGAGUACCUGGAGGCAUACUGGCGUGCUACACACACUUCUCUUAGCACGCCACUCAACCCCCUGCUGGGACGCAAUCUGGGUUCCACUGCUCUCUCCCCAUAUCCAGCUGCAAUUCAGGCCCAAAGAAACCGCAACAGCAACCACACAACAACAGACCUUUCACCUGUUGAACGUCGCAGCCUGAUGCCUGCCGAUGAGAACUACCAUAAUGAACGGGCACGGAAAAAUCGCAACCGUCUGUCCUCUGGGUCACAGCACAGCCGGGACCACUCACCACUGGUGGAAGAGGACUACCAGGACCCCUACCAGGCUUCAUACAAGCCUCAUCGUAACCGAGGAUCCCCAGGAGGCUACAGCCAGGACUCCAGGCACCGGCACUGAGCUGUGGCCUGCUGUGAAGAAAGUGUAGGCCUAUCUUUCUCUAACCACCUUGGACAUAAGAGUUGAGGCAGCUUUGCUGUAAGAUAAUGAAACUACUACACUCAUUUGGACUGUAACAACUUUGUGUCGAUGUGUAGAACCUCAUUUUCCCUUUGGCUGCUGCCAUAGGAGCAUUUGAAACAAAAAAAUUAAGAAUCCUGCUCUUGCUUUGAUGUGAACAAGGGAAGGGACGGGGAAUAAAAGUAGCACAAGAGCAGAAAAGUUAUGUUUCCAAGGGAAGGAUCAAGCUGGAUCUGAUCUGAACAUGCUGCAAAUGCGGCCUGUGAGUGAAGUACACUAGCAGGUGAUAGUGUGCGACUUAGGCUCUUCUGGAUCCUCCCCACCAUCUCAGCUGUUACUGUAGCAUGCAGCUAGGACUGUAAUUACUGGUUACUACCUGCCUCAAGCCAGUGCCCCACAGCACUAGAGGUGAUGAUUAGCACGCAUCCAGGAGCAGGUAGAAGAAGAGCAUAAUGCAUCUUUAAUGCUUCUUAAGUUUGUUUACCAUUGUCUGCGAUGUGAGUGUAAUAAAUCCAGUGGAAGCCAGAGUUUUACAUAUUUUGUUUUGAAGUGACAUGGAUGGUGUGGUGGUGUUCUUUUCAGGGUUCAUACAGUAGCUCUCUGUGCCCUAUUUUUGUUAUUUCUUAAUGUCAUAUUUAACAUUAACCAUAUCAAGACAGAAAUAUAAAAAGCAUGCAGAUACUAUUUCACUUCAAAGCUCCAAACCUCAGGAAUGAGAGGUCAUUCAGACCUAGAAGUGUGCUGACAGAUGUAGCGUUUAUUUCCCAUCUGAUGGGAAUUUGAUUCUGAGCGUUAUGUUGAGUUGUUAAGAGAUUCUAUGAUUUAGUUGUUUCAAAAAAGUUAUUAACAUAAGUAACUGACACUUUCAGGACUAGGAGUCACUAGCAUGGUCAAGCCAGCAUGUAUUUUCAUUUGCCAUGCGUUUAUCAGCUCACUCACAUACUUGCAGGACGUCAUUUGGAAUAGAUAGAAUAGCAUUUUAGUGAGUGAUUUAAAUGGAGGGCUUCCAUGUGUAACAGUAAAAAUAGUUGAAGGACAGAAGCAUUAAUUAAUUUCAAUCUAUUGAAAAUUCCACUUUCAUUAGAUUCAUUCCAUUUUAUUGAUUUCUUCUUUUAAAGCCUUGCAUAAACCUUUCAACAUCUGAUCAAAAAAUAUAUUUUGACAUAUUUCCUCCAUCUAACUUAAUUAUUAAAGGUUUUUUGAAAGAAAGUAACAAUGGUAUUAAAUAAUAUUUUAAUUAAGUAGCAAUUCAACAGGCCACCAUGUCCAUAUUUUCCAGCUAUAACCUUUUUCAAUGUAUUCAAUUUUAGUUUAAUUAAAGACUCCUAAUGAAUGAAAAUGAUCUGAAAGCACUUGGGCAAGACUGCGCUACAUUUGUUACAAUAUCUUUGACCAGCUGCCUUUUUUAUAAUCAAAUUAAAUCACUUAUGUGCUGCCAGAUAAUACACCUUUAAAUUACAUAUAUCUUUUCCGUCCUAUCUUGUAAUCUAAUAUUUGUUAAAAAUCUCCGUUCAUAGGCCAGAGACCCCAUUGUGCUUGAAUGAUUCUGGAAAAGGAAGAUUGACAAGGAGACUUCUGCUCGUAUCUGCCACAUACAGUGGCUUUUAUUGUUGUUGUUUCACAACUCUAAAGCAACAAUGUAAAGAGUGAGAGAAUGAUGCAUUGAUUAGAGAAUUGUGUGCACUGUCAUUUUACAAUUGUAAUGAAAUAAACUGCCCUUAUGUUGUUGUA